CUGUUAUCAGUUGAUUGUUUGAUAACUUUAUUUAUUGCUACAGGCGUACGUCUACGAUAAAUCACGCGUCACGUUAUUGUAGGUUUAGGUGGUUUUCGUGAAGACCCUUUGAUAUCUUCAGUUUUAAUAUUCACAUUAAAAUUCAUUAGUUUCUUUCUUCUCUCACUUUGUGACAUUUCUGUACCCGUAUCGAAAGGGUUGUCAUCAAUGUCAAGCGAUUAUUUUUUUGGAAAUUUGACAAGUCAAUUAAAAUUAAAAUCUUUAAACCAUUUUCAUUGUACAUUUGGUUAAAUUUGUUUUACAAUGGCGACGAAUACGACUACCAAAAUCAUAAGUGUUUUUACAACAUCAUCUCGUUUGGGAAAGAGUACAUCUUCGAAAUUUUUGCGGCAAUUUUGUUCGAUUAAAUCUGAGGUUAAAUUGAAUCUUGAAAAUAAGCAAGUUGUCGAAGGAAAUGCCGAUCUUCAGGAGUCAAAAGAAAAAGUAAAAAUUGAACUAAACCGAACUGCGGAAAAAGAAACGAUUCUAGAUCCAGAAAGCACAACAACAGUUGACGAGUAUCCUGUUAGGGCUGAAUCGAGUGUAUACAAGAAUUUGAAAAAGCCUUUGAAAAAGUCUAGAUUGGCUCCCGUUUUUCCCGAACCUGUUAAAGUAAUGCCUUCCGAUACCAUAUCCGAUCAGGAGAAAGCCCAGCAUAAACUGGAAGCGUGUUCAUUUAAUUUUCAUAAAAACGAAUGAAAAAAUAAUUGUAAAACUUAAAAACAAAAAAUAUUGUCCUUUAAUCUGUUAUCUACACUGCGUAUUGUUUUAGUAAAGUUGUU
This is a messenger RNA of Agrilus planipennis (emerald ash borer), 821 nucleotides long. RefSeq lists its product as uncharacterized. Bases 304 to 738 code for a protein of 144 amino acids. NCBI's taxonomy places the organism in Eukaryota, Metazoa, Arthropoda, Insecta, Coleoptera, Buprestidae. The transcript has 2 exons. The record is from RefSeq and is a predicted model, not a curated record.